GAUGUUGUCUAACAUCCUUUCUUUUUCACGUUUAUUUCUCUGAUAGGUCCCAAGAUAUCACUAGAGUCAUCCCAGUACUCUGUAACAGAAGAUGACGGUUCAAUUGAAGUCUGUGCCUCUGUGAGUGGAGGCCCCCUCUCAUCUAGUGUAGUUAUCACUAUCAACACCCUCCCAUCAACCGCCGCAUCUCCAGAUGAUUACACAAGCCUAAGUGCGACCCACACCUUCACACCAGGAGGGGGAACCAGGAAGUGCUCGACGAUUCAAAUAUCUGCCGACACUGCUGUCGAGUCGUCCGAGAGUUUCUCUGCCGGUCUCCAGAGUGAAGUCGACAUCCUUGACACACCUAUUAGGGCUUUCAUCUUGACUCUUGACAGCAGUCGCGUCCACGAUGGUUUUUUACGAAACCAAGAGAGCGUCUGCAUACUCGGCAGACCUU
Messenger RNA from Geodia barretti, 439 nucleotides. The record is from the annotation of a GenBank genome assembly. Lineage: Eukaryota; Metazoa; Porifera; Demospongiae; Tetractinellida; Geodiidae.